Molecule: messenger RNA, 1939 nt
Organism: Trachymyrmex cornetzi
Lineage: Eukaryota; Metazoa; Arthropoda; Insecta; Hymenoptera; Formicidae
Product: U3 small nucleolar ribonucleoprotein protein MPP10
Exons: 4
Coding region: 92-1939 (615 amino acids)
Biological process (GO): rRNA processing
Cellular component (GO): nucleus; sno(s)RNA-containing ribonucleoprotein complex; Mpp10 complex
Source: RefSeq, a predicted model, not a curated record
UCACAUAACCCUUUGACAUGUGCAGUGUACGUGCUUGACUUUAUCGUUUAUAAAAUAUUAUUUAACAAGUUUGUUGUUAAAGUAAUACAAAAUGGCUGUUGUUUUUCUCAGCAAUAUUAUAUCUACACUUGAUGAUAUUCGAUCGCUAGAACAAAUAAAGAGUAGGAAAACUAAAAUCAAUGUAGCAGCCCUUACAAAAAAUAUCUAUGAUUUUGCCAAGAAACAAUCCUGUAAAAGAGAAAAAUCUUACACAAAUACGAAUGCGUUACCAGAAUUAGUCAUAGAAGGCUUUGAUGAGGAGCAAAUUUGGCAACAAUUGGAAUUGCAGAAUGAGAGCGAGAUAGCAUACAUUUUUAGGGACAUUUCAGUUUUAUCUGAAGAUAAAAAGUUGACAAUUCCCGUGAGCUCUAGAAAACCUGAGCCUAUACAGAUUGAAAAUGAUAAUUUAGCUCAAGAGGCUGAAGGUAUAUCUGAUGAGAAAGAAUCAGAGGACGAAGAUGUAGAAAUUAAAAAUAAUUCAAAGAGAAAAUAUAAGAAAAAAUCCUCGAUUGUAGACGACAAGUUUUUCAAGUUACAGGAACUAAAUGAAUAUUUAACUAAAGAAGAAAGAAAAGAGAAACAAGGAAAAGACAAUGCUGGAUCUGAUGAUGAAUCAUUGGAUUUAUUUAAUGAAGUUUCCGAAGAAGAAGAUGGAGAUAACAUUGAGAAAUACAUAAAAUAUACAGAUUUCUUCGAUAGUCCUGAAAGCGAAAAUGAGCAAGUUAACAAAAGCCAAAAAUCAAAUUACGAUGACAGUAUUAAGGAUUUUGAAGGGGAAGGAUCAGAAGAGGAGGAAAUGGAUCUUGAUGAAGAAGAUGAAGAAGAUCAAACAGUUAAAAAAGUAAGAUUCAAUCUUACGAAUGACUCGGAUGAGACAGAUAGCUUGGAGAAUAAGGUGAAUCUUGAUAAGAAAGACAAAGAAGAAAAUAUGAAGGAAGAUAUAGAAUUGAAAUCUACUUUGGAGGCUCGUCAAGAAAGGCUGUCAAUGAGGAUUAAAGAAUUAGAAGAUGAAGCGGUUAGUGAGAAACCAUGGCAAUUGAAAGGUGAAGUAAGUGGUCCAAAUCGACCGCAGAAUUCUUUGCUGGAGGAAUUUUUGGUUGUUGAUGUGAACAGAAGACCAGCACCUGUGAUAACAGAAGAGACCACUUUGAAACUGGAAGACAUAAUCAAGCAGCGGAUCAAGGAUAAAGCUUGGGAUGAUGUCGAGAAAAAAUUCAAGCCAGUCGAGACACCGUUAGAAUAUAAGAAAAAAUUGAUAUUAAAUCAAGAAAAAAGCAAGGAAAGUUUGUCGCAAAUUUACGAAAAGGAGUAUUUGAGACAAAAGCAAACAUUAGAUCCAGAAAACGAUGAAAAAAAAGAGGAAACACCACAGUUUCAUAAUGAAAUUCGACAAAUGAUGCGUUCUUUGAUAUCAAAAUUGGAUGCGUUAUCCAAUUAUCAUUACACCCCCAAAAUGGCCAAACCAGAGAUUAAAAUCAUUAGCAAUGUACCUGCAAUUAGUAUGGAAGAGGUAGCACCUGUCACAGCCACUGAUGCAACUCUAUUAGCACCUGAAGAAAUUAAAACUAAAGAACGUGGCGAUCUUAUCGGCAAAUCAGAACGAACGAAAACGGAUAUGAAGCGCGAGAGAAGACGAAAGAAAUCGAGGCAACGAGCCAAACAGCAGGCAAUAGAAAAGAAGGAUAAAUUAAGAGCACUGCAACCAGGAAUUGCUAAGAAGUACAAAGAUAAGAAAGAAAAGGCUGCGUUAGUUAAGAAAAUAACUAAAGAUAGAAACGUUACAAAGUUAAAUGAAACAACGCAUAAAGUUGUGAAGUCCUCGACUGCAUUUUUCACGCAGUUACAAAAUCAAGUUAAAAAUAAAAUUAAAAAAGACAAUUUUUCCAAGAAGAAAAAUUAA